UAAACUGCCGUGAAGAGCAACAAAUUCUGAGCAUUUUCAACAACUUGGAUACGAUUUGCAUAUAAUGUCAUCAACAUGUGGAUUAAAUAUGGUUUUCAUGUCGAUCAUUUUCAUUAUCAUCGUAAAUGGCUACGCAAAAGAUAUUUCUGGAGUUGAAAGAGGUCGUGAGCGACUCAACGAAUACAUAUCCCACUAUGAAACACUCAACUAUGAUCAUGAGCACAUUGGAGCUAGUCACAAUAGAGCGCGUAGAUCGGUGACCAAAAAUCAAUAUGUACAUUUAAAGUUUGCAGCGCAUGGAAGAGACUUCCAUCUUAGAUUAAAACGUGAUUUAAAUACAUUUAGCGAUAAGUUAGAGUUUUAUGAUAAUAAUGGCCCCAUUGAUGUAUCAACGGAUCAUAUAUAUGAGGGCGAAGUGAUAGGGGAUCGUAAUAGCUAUGUCUUUGGUUCUAUACACAACGGUAUAUUCGAGGGUAAAAUUAUAACGGAACGUGAUGCGUAUUAUGUUGAACAUGCCAAACAUUAUUUUCCCACAAAUCGCACAACGACCAACACGAAUACAGCAACGGCGGCAGCGCUGUCGGCAGCACGAAAAGCCAACGCAAAAAAUAACAACAACAACAGCAACAACAACAAAACUGCCAUUGAUAAUAAGACAGAAAAGUUCAUAAAUAAAAAUGUUGAAACCACAAGCAGCAGCACAACUUCAACAACUGCUGCCUCCAGCCCAUUGCAACAUUCAUACACAACAGCAACAACAAAUACAAGUAAAGCAGCCCAUGCAACACCCCCCACGUCGUCGUCUGCGUCUGCUAACGAACAGGACGAACUUGAUUUUCACUCCAUUAUCUACAAGGAUUCACACGUUGAGGAUGCCUACGAAAAUGUGCGCGAAGGUCACGUGGCCGGCUGCGGCAUAACCGAGGAGGUCUCCCAAUGGAUGGAGAAUAUACAAAACUCGGCAGUCGAGGAGCUGCCCGUGCCAAUGUCCAAGGAUGUGCAAAAGCAAAAGCAACAACAACAUCCGCCCAAGAAGUACACCAGCAGCAACAAUGAGGAGGACUUUAAGUUUCCACAUCAGAAAUACACCAAGGAGGCCAACUAUGCCGAUGGUUACUUCUAUGAUCCGUCCACAGGACGACGGCUCGGCAACACGGCCAAUGUGGCCGACUGGCAUCAGCUGGUGCACGAGCGCGUGCGUCGCGCCAGCGGUGGCAACAACAACAACAACGGCCAGGCUGCCUCCAAUGGCAGCGGCAGCAGCUCUGCUGGCAGCUCCUCUCGCAAUCGCGAGGACAACAAGAACACCUGCUCGCUAUACAUACAAACAGAUCCAUUGAUUUGGCGACACAUACGCGAGGGCAUUGCCGAUCACGAUCGUGGUCGCAAGUAUGAGGUGGAUGUAAAGACCCGCGAGGAAAUCACAUCGUUGAUUGCACAUCAUGUGACAGCCGUUAAUUACAUUUACCGCAACACAAAGUUCGAUGGACGUACCGAGCAUCGCAACAUACGCUUUGAGGUGCAACGCAUUAAAAUCGAUGAUGACUCUGCUUGCCGCAAUGCCUACAAUGGACCACACAAUGCUUUCUGCAAUGAGCACAUGGAUGUGUCCAACUUUUUGAAUCUGCACUCGCUUGAAGAUCACUCAGACUUUUGCCUAGCCUAUGUCUUUACCUACAGAGACUUUACGGGCGGCACUUUGGGUCUGGCCUGGGUGGCCAGCGCAUCGGGCGCCUCGGGCGGCAUUUGCGAGAAGUACAAGACGUACACGGAGACAGUCGGUGGGCAGUACCAGAGCACCAAGCGCUCUCUGAACACGGGCAUCAUCACAUUCGUCAACUACAACAGUCGUGUGCCGCCCAAGGUAUCGCAGCUAACGUUGGCUCAUGAGAUUGGCCACAAUUUUGGUUCACCGCACGACUAUCCACAGGAAUGCCGUCCCGGCGGUUUGAAUGGCAACUACAUAAUGUUUGCCAGCGCCACCUCCGGCGAUCGUCCAAACAACUCCAAGUUCUCGCCAUGCUCCAUACGCAAUAUAUCCAAUGUGCUGGACGUGCUGGUGGGCAACUCCAAACGGGAUUGCUUCAAGGCCUCGGAGGGCGCCUUCUGCGGCAACAAGAUUGUGGAGUCGGGCGAGGAGUGUGACUGCGGCUUCAAUGAGGAGGAAUGCAAAGACAUUUGCUGCUAUCCACGGCUCAUUAGCGAGUACGAUCAGUCGCUCAAUAGCAGCGCCAAGGGCUGUCGACGUCGCGCCAAGACGCAAUGCUCGCCCUCGCAGGGACCCUGCUGUCUGUCCAACUCGUGCACAUUUGUGCCCACGCAUUUCCAUCAGAAGUGCAAGGAGGAGACCGAAUGCAGCUGGUCCAGCACCUGCAACGGCACCACAGCCGAGUGCCCAGAGCCGCGUCAUCGCGACGACAAGACCAUGUGCAACAAUGGCACCGCGCUCUGCAUACGCGGCGAGUGCAGUGGCUCGCCCUGCCUGCUCUGGAACAUGACCAAGUGUUUCCUCACCUCGAACACGCUGCCGCACGUGGACAAGCGCAAGCUGUGCGAGCUGGCCUGCCAGGAUGGCAACGAUACCAGCACCUGUCGCAGCACCAGCGAGUUUGCAGCCAAAUAUAAUAUUGCUCCGGGUGGCAUAAGCCUGCAGCCGGGCUCGCCUUGCGAUAACUUCCAGGGCUAUUGCGAUGUGUUUCUCAAGUGUCGCGCUGUCGAUGCAGAUGGGCCGCUUGUGCGGCUCAAGAAUCUGCUGCUGAACCGCGAAACGCUGCAAACUGUAGCCGAGUGGAUCACUGGCAACUGGUAUCUGGUGGUGCUCAUGGGCGUUUGCUUCAUUGUCGUCAUGGGCGCCUUCAUCAAAUGCUGUGCCGUGCACACGCCCAGCUCCAAUCCAAAGAAGCGACGUGCGCGACGCUUCAGCGAAACGCUGCGUGCGCCAAUGAACACAAUACGACGCAUGCAACGUCAUCCGCAUCAGCGUGGCGCAGGACCACGCAGCAUACCGCCGCCAGCACAUGAAGCGCAGCAUUAUCCACAAAGAGGUAGUGGUGGUGGUGGUGCCGGCGGUGCAGGAGGUGGUGGUGCUGGUGGUGGUGGUGGACGCCAUGGCAGUCGCUCGCAUCAUCACAAUGCGCAUCCGCAUGAGUGGGAUCGUCAGCAGGGCGGGCAUUCGAUUGUGCCGCUGCCCACAGGCGGAAGUCAUGCCAGUCGCAAUUCAGCUGCCAAUCAAGCGCGACGCAGCGAUGGACGUGGACCGCGUCCCAGCAGCAGUGGACGAGCACCAGGAGCAGCUGCAGCAGCACGUUCCGGGUAUGGCGCCGAGCAGGCAACAACGGCAGCGGGCGCGGCUGCCAUUGGUGGUGGUGUGCAGGCGGCCAUUAGCAGCGGUGGCGUCGUAGCGCGUGCUCAGCUGCCGCUGCCAAUGCCGCCGGCCAAUGCACAGCAGCAGCAACAGCAACAACAACAACAGCAACAUGCACUCUCACCGCAGCAACAAUCUCAAGCGUUUUAUGCGCCGAAAGGCGUCGCACCACCGCCGCCGCUACAAGUAAGCUAUAGUCGACCGACAUCGCUGCAUGAGCAACAGCAGCAACAGUUGCAGCAGCAGCAGCACGCCUACUCCGAUGCCUAUGCGGCUUUGGGGCGUGGCCAGUACGAGUCGACGACGCGGGCGUCCAGCGAUAAUAAAGUUUGACAACCAAAACUCAAAUCGGAGCGCCAUAAAAAAUCCAAAGCAAAGCGACAAAUGAAGCAGCAGCAGCAACAACAACAAAUACAACAACAACAACCGAAAUCAAAUGAACUCAAAUUAAAUGUAAAUGUAAUUUUUAUGCUAAUUAUUUUUAUUUAAACAUGAUAGAAAGCGAAAAUCUAAAUUCAUAUGUACCAAGAGCAGCAAGAAAGCAAAACUGAACGAUAUUUUUUAUUAAAUUAAUUGAACAAGCAAGCAAAUCAUUAUUAUUAUAAAUAAUUAAAAAUGCAAAUUGCUAUAUAUACAUAUAAAUCUAUAUAUAUAUACAUAUUUAACGAUUGUGCGUACUUAUUUACAAAGCGGCAACAAAAACACAAAAUAAAAAUGUAUGCAGAAAAAAAAGUAAAUAAAAUAAAAGUAAAACUAAAAGCAUAAAUGUCGAACAUUUACAAAGAAGUAAUUAAAAUUAAAUGCGCAAAUAUAUAUAUAUAUAU
Molecule: messenger RNA, 4188 nt
Organism: Drosophila busckii
Lineage: Eukaryota; Metazoa; Arthropoda; Insecta; Diptera; Drosophilidae
Gene: kuz
Product: disintegrin and metalloproteinase domain-containing protein 10
Biological process (GO): membrane protein ectodomain proteolysis; Notch signaling pathway
Cellular component (GO): plasma membrane
Molecular function (GO): metalloendopeptidase activity
Source: RefSeq, a predicted model, not a curated record